Messenger RNA from Parasteatoda tepidariorum (common house spider), 842 nucleotides. RefSeq names its product UPF0462 protein C4orf33 homolog. NCBI's taxonomy places the organism in Eukaryota, Metazoa, Arthropoda, Arachnida, Araneae, Theridiidae. The record is from RefSeq and is a predicted model, not a curated record.
UGAGAAAUUGCUAUAAAAUGUGGGGAUCUUAUUUUUCUUUGCUGCUGCUUUAUCUACCAUUUGUUAUAGCCCUUGACAUGAAUGUCUCUAUAUCAAAAACUUGGGAUGAUAGACCAGUAGAUCAUGAAAGUACUGUUUUAAGAAUUCACUCUGAAGAUGAUGCUGUGUACAUGGAAAUAAAAGCCCCAUUUUUUGAUGAUCAACCCACCCCUACCGGGCCUGGUAAAUCCUUCAACAAACUCUGGGAUUAUGAAGUUGUUGAAGCAUUUUUCCUUGGAAAAGAUGAAAAGUACCUUGAAUUGGAGUUUUCUCCACAUGGAUAUCAUUUAGUUUUACUUCUCUCAGGAAGAAAAAAGGCAAUUAAAAUAUGCUUGCCCGUGGACUAUACAGCCCAGAUUAAAGGAAAUAGUUGGACUGGCGUCGCUAAAAUACCUAAGUCAUAUUUCCCACCAAAUGUCACUCAUUUCAAUGCAUACGCUAUUCAUGGUACUGGUGACGGCAGAACUUAUGAAGCAUUAUUUCCUGUGCCAACUGGCCAAUUCAAAACUCCAGAUUUCCAUAGGUUGGAAUUCUUCCACUAUAUAAACUUUGAGAACAUUUUGGGUCUCGGAAAUACGCUUUCAGAUGUAUGGAAGACAGCUCUUGAAGAAAAAGAUUAUGGAAAAUGCGAUAAUGAGAAAUGAACAGACAAAUUCCUGUCAACUAUUUAAAACUGGACUGUACUAAAGAUACUUCAGACUCGGUGCAUUCCAUGUCAGACAUUAUUACAUUGCCCCUUCUAGAAGUUCCUCUUUGGAUUUUGUACAAUUAUUUCUUAUAGUAAUAAAAAAUUAAUUAAUUAA